GUAGACCUGAAGUGACGUUUGUUGUUCGCCCCCCUGUUUCCGAGACGUUCAGGGUCUGCUGCGGACGGACGGAGGGACGUGCCCCCACAAACAACAGAUGCCGAUCAUUCCCCCCGUCUUAAACUCGUCUGCCACCACCCACGAAUGAAGAUUAAGCGGUAUGCCAAAGGAAAAAUAUGAUCCUCCGGAUCCUCGCCGAUGUUACACCAUCAUGUCAGCUGAGGAGGCAGCCAACGGGAAGAAGUCUCAGUGGGCCGAGCUGGAGAUAUCCGGGCGAGUGCGUAGUCUGAGCAGCUCGCUGUGGACGCUGACCCACCUGACGGCGCUGCACAUCAACGACAACAACCUGAUGCGCAUCCCACCCGACAUUGCCAAGCUGCCCCAUCUGGUCUACCUAAACCUGUCGUCCAAUAAGCUCCGCAGCCUGCCCGCAGAGCUGGGCAACAUGGUUACUCUCAGGGAACUGCUUUUAAACAACAAUCUUUUACGAGUUCUGCCUUAUGAACUUGGGAAGCUUUUCCAAUUACAAACGCUGGGACUGAAAGGAAACCCUUUGUCACAAGACAUCCUCAACUUGUACCAGGAGCCUGACGGAACACGGAAGCUUUUGAACUACAUGCUUGACAAUCUAGCAGUGCAUCCAGAGCAACUCCCCGAAAGACCGUGGAUCACCUUGCAAGAACGAGACCAGACGGUCCCUACAGCCGCCUUCACCGUCAUGUCCUACAACGUGCUGUGCGACAAGUACGCCACGCGGCAGCUGUACGGCUACUGCCCCUCUUGGGCUCUCAGCUGGGAGUACCGCAAGAAGGGCAUCAUGGAGGAGAUCAACAGCUGCGACGCUGACAUCGUCAGCCUCCAGGAGGUGGAGACAGAGCAGUAUUACGCUUUCUUCCUGGAGACGCUGAAGUCGCGAGGCUACGACGGCUACUUUUGCCCCAAGUCCCGAGCCAAGCUGGUUUCGGAGCAGGAGAGGAAGCACGUGGACGGCUGUGCGGUCUUCUUCAAGACGGACAAGUUUACUUUGGUCCAGAAACACACGGUGGAGUUCAACCAGGUGGCCAUGGCCAACUCUGAGGGCUCCGAGGUGAUGCUCAACAGGGUCAUGACCAAGGAUAACAUUGGCGUGGCCGUGCUGCUAGAGGUCAACAAGGACCUGUUCUCCGGUGACGCGAAUGCGGUUCCAGAGAGGGCGCUGGUGCUGGUGGCCAAUGCCCACAUGCACUGGGACCCUGAGUACUCGGACGUGAAGCUGAUCCAGACCGUCAUGUUCCUGUCGGAGCUCAAGAGCAUCGCAGAGAGGGCGGCAGGCGAGUCGGGCGCAUCCUCCAUCCCCAUCGUGUUGUGCGCCGACCUCAACUCGCUGCCCGACUCAGGCGUGGUGGAGUACCUGAGCAACGGCGGGGUGGCCGACAACCACAAAGAUUUCAAGGAGCUGCGCUACAACGAGUGCCUCAGCAACUUCAGCUGCAGCAACGGCGGCAACAGCAGCAACAGCAACAGCAGUGGCAGCGUCACGCACAGCUUCCAGCUCAAGAGCGCCUAUGACAGCCACGUGAUGCCUUACACCAACUACACAUACGACUUCAAGGGUGUGAUUGACUACAUCUUCUUCUCGUGCACGCACAUGAGCACGCUGGGCGUGCUGGGCCCGCUGGACGCCCACUGGUUGUCCGACAACAACAUGACGGGCUGCCCGCACCCCCACGUGCCCUCGGACCACUUCUCCCUGCUGGCACAGUUGGAGCUGCGACCACUGCCACCCAACUCCCUCUCCUCUUCCGCCUCCACGGUACUACCACACCAGCUCAACGGCCUCCACCUGCCCCCUGUACACAGGUAGUGCUGCCUAAAGAAGUAGAAGAAGAGCCCCUUUAUUUUUUAACACGCCCGCCCCCUCCUCACCUAAAGGACCCUGUACAGUUUCAUAUCAAGACAUCUUCUUUUGGAAGUAUUUGCCUUAUGUUGCACACUGAAAAUGUUUUAUUUUCAUUUUUCUCCCAUUCAUAAAAGUUCAAAACCAAAUGUUGCCACAGUGACCUCAAUAACAUUUUUUUUUAAAAACGUAGUUUUUUUAACAAACACUGAAAUAAUGUUGUUUGUCUUCACCACAUGAGACAAAGUGUACCUUUACAGACACAAAAUCCUAGUUUUUAGAAUGCUAUUUUAGAAUAAAACACUAAAGUCAGUGUACUUCGUCUACUGUGAUGUUCACAAUAGUACAAAAACAUUACAACUAAAGAAAACACUAAUGUUAGCGUAAAAAUGUGCAACAAUGUUGUGAAAUGUAUGGUGGAUAUAAAAAUUCUACACACCUGUGGUCAAAUGCUGGGAUUUUGUGAUAUAAAAAAAAUAGGACCAAGAUAAAUAAUUUCAAAAUACAUUUACUCCGUGUCUUUUUCCAUUAUUAAUGUGACCUAUAAUCUGUACAACUCGAUUGAGGGGGAGGAAACUUAUUUUCAAAAGGUGAAGCCUACUAGAAUAGCAGUUUUAAUCCGAGGCACUUUUAAAUGUGGCAGGUGUGUGCUGACUCCCAAUAACAUGAGUUUGAAUGUGAUUGGUUAAUACUGAACACAGCCGCAUACCAAGUUUGUAACUGUAACUAAGUAACUUUAAGUAAUGUAAAAGUAAGUCAUUGAUUGUAAUUUUAACUAGGUAACUAAAGUAAAUAAUAUUGAACACAACCACAUUCCCAGUUUGUAACUAAGUAACUGUUACCGACUGUAAAAAGUAACUAACUACUGUAUGUAAAAGUGGUUGUAACAAAAGUAAAUUGGGAACAAAUGUCAGGAAAGGCCUACUAGAACAGCUGAAUUUCAGUUGGGAUUAAUCAGAGUCACUUGAAAUGAUGGCAGGUGUGUGCCGACUUUUAUUUAACAUGAGUUUGAAUGUUAUACACAGUUAUAACAGGGUGUGCACACUUGUGCAACCACAUUAUUUCAGUUUAUUUUUACUUCCCCUCUUGAAAAGAUUUCAUCUGAGGUUGUAGGUCACGUUGUUGGUGCAAAAGGUUUUCUAUUGAUUUAUCUUGGUCUCUUUUUUUUAUAUCACAAAAGCCUGGCAUUUCAACAGGGGCGUGUGGACAUUUUAUAUCCACUGUAAAAAAAGUUAUGGGAAUAAAGAUGUUUUUCAAGAAAAUACUCACAAAGUUAAGAUGUUCGUAUUUAUUGUGAGAGGUCAUAAAAUUACAUGAUUAAGUUCUAUUUUUUUUUUUUUUUUUACAAUAAAGUGACAAUAUAAUGAGAAUAAAGUAUUUUUUAUUUCCGCUAAAAAUGCGCAAUGGCAUGCAAAUAAAAUUGUAUUACAAAUUGCAAUAUUACAAGACUGGAGUUGGAUUUUUUGAUUUAAAAAAAUUCAAUGUUACAAGGAAAAAAAAAAGGUGAAAUAAUGCAAAAAUUAUGUUAGAAUAGAUGUAUUUUUUCCACAGAAAGUUGUACUGUUACACAAAGUUACGAAAAUAAAGUUGUAAUAUUACAAGAAAAAGUCGUAAAAUUUCCAGAAUUAAGUCAUAAUUUCACCAAAAAAAAGUCGUAAUAUUUUGGUGGAAAAAGUUGUAACAUUACAAAAACAAAGUUGUAAUAUUACAAGAAAAAGACGUAAUAUUACAAAAAUAAAUGCCUAUUUUUUUCGAGUCCUAAUCUUAUUGCGAGUAUGUUAUUGAUUCAUAUUCACUGUGGCCCUAAUAUACUUUAGUUCUCUUAUUUCAUGGCAGUCCCUGAAUGUGUCAUUGCAAGUUGCGUUGCUGUCAUGUUAGGCCAAAUAUGAAGUAUGAAGAUGCAUUCAAAGGCAGAACAUUGGUUGGGAUAUUUCAAGGCCCAUAUUUUAAAAAUAAAAAACCAUAGAACGUGAAAAGUCUUUGUGGCCUUUUAACUUAAUGUUUUAUUUUAUUAUUAUUAUUUGUUUUAUAUUAUCAAUAAAAACAUCACUGCCACUUUGACAAUGCCCAAUUUUGGGAAGUAUUUAACGUUUUUUCAUGUAAUUUCUUCAACAAGACACUGAAGAUGCUCACAUUUUACUAUCUUGCUGGAGAAAUAAUUAAAUGCAAUCCAACACACAAACAUUUUACAGCAAGCAUUUUUAAUAGAAAAUAUGGAAUAAAAAAUAAAUGUGACUGCACACAGUCGAUAAA
Messenger RNA from Phyllopteryx taeniolatus (common seadragon), 4129 nucleotides. RefSeq names its product CCR4-NOT transcription complex, subunit 6-like (gene cnot6l). Gene Ontology annotation, molecular function: protein binding; poly(A)-specific ribonuclease activity. Gene Ontology annotation, cellular component: nucleus; cytoplasm; CCR4-NOT complex. Gene Ontology annotation, biological process: nuclear-transcribed mRNA poly(A) tail shortening. Bases 161 to 1843 code for a protein of 560 amino acids. Lineage: Eukaryota; Metazoa; Chordata; Actinopteri; Syngnathiformes; Syngnathidae. The record is from RefSeq and is a predicted model, not a curated record. The transcript is spliced from 12 exons.